AUGUUCACGCAGAUUGUUAAUCUGAUCAUAGACAUCAAACCAGAUAACGUAUUCAUAAACUACCACCCCAACAACCCAGAAGAAGACCGAUUCCAAGACAUUAAACUCGGUGACUUUGGCGACACAUACCCCAUUGACGCCUACGGCCCUUCCUCCGGCGCCUUCGUCGGUAUACCCGAGUGGGCCAGCCCAGAGAUGAUGUUCGAGCUUCCCUGGACCACAGCAACAGACAUCUGGUCCUUUGGUGCCCUGCUCAUCAGCCUCAUCUACGGCGGCAAUUUCAAUCUCUUUGCCCCCCAAGGACCAGUCGCCGAUCUACCUGAAGAGCAGUUGGCGGUUCUGGUACAGCAUUACCAGUGGUUUGGCCCGUUUCCAAAAAAGUUCCGCGAGAUUGCUAGAGAGGAUGCGAUGAUGGUGGUAGAGAGGUUGGAGCAGGAGUUUACGCCAGAGAUGACGAGCUUGUUUCGCAGGAUCAGUAGAAAGGAAGUUAGCAGUGGGGAUAGGGACUUUUUGUUGAGGAUUAUGAAGCUUGAUUAG
Messenger RNA from Pyrenophora tritici-repentis Pt-1C-BFP, 537 nucleotides. RefSeq names its product SPS1, Serine-threonine protein kinase. The record is from RefSeq and is a predicted model, not a curated record. Gene Ontology annotation, biological process: protein phosphorylation. Gene Ontology annotation, molecular function: ATP binding; protein serine/threonine kinase activity. Gene Ontology annotation, cellular component: cytoplasm. NCBI's taxonomy places the organism in Eukaryota, Fungi, Ascomycota, Dothideomycetes, Pleosporales, Pleosporaceae.